AUGAGUGGAAAAGCAAAGGCAAGAAGGGCUGCCAUGUUUUUUAGAGGUUGCUCUGAAGACGCCAGAGGUAGCACCAGUGGCAGCACUUUGCUAUCAGAGGAUGAAAACCCUGAUGCGAAUGGGGUAACUCGAUCAUGGAAGAUUAUUCUAAGUACAAUGUUUACAUUGACUUUUCUUCUUGUAGGUAAACUCCUAAGUCAUCAGUGGCUUAAAGAAACAGAGGUCCUCAGAAAUCCAGAGCAAUUAUAUGCCAUAAUUGCAGAAUAUGGCUCAAGGCUUUAUAAAUAUCAGGCCAGACUUCGUAUGCCUAAAGAGCAACUGGAACUUUUAAAGAAGGAAAGCCAGACUCUGGAAAACAAUUUUCGUAAAAUUCUACUUUUGAUUGAACAAAUAGAUGUCUUGAAGGCAUUGCUUAGAGAUAUGAAGGAUGGUACGGACAAUAAUCACAGCUGGAACACCCAUGGAGACCCUGUGGAGGACCCAGACCACACGGAGGAAAUGUCAAACUUGGUCAAUUAUGUACUUAAAAAGUUGAGAGAAGACCAAGUCCAGAUGGCUGAUUAUGCUCUGAAGUCGGCCGGAGCCUCCAUCAUUGAAGCUGGGACCUCAGAAAGUUACAAAAAUAAUAAAGCAAAAUUGUACUGGCAUGGGAUAAGUUUCCUAAAUCAUGAAAUGCCUCCAGAUAUUAUUCUUCAGCCGGAUGUCUACCCUGGAAAUUGCUGGGCUUUUCCAGGUUCCCAGGGUCAUACCCUAAUCAAGCUUGCUACAAAGAUCAUACCUACUGCUGUUACCAUGGAGCACAUCUCAGAGAAGGUGUCUCCCUCAGGAAACAUCUCCAGUGCACCCAAGGAAUUUUCUGUCUAUGGCAUCACAAAAAAAUGUGAAGGAGAAGAAAUUUUCCUAGGUCAGUUUAUAUAUAACAAAACAGGAACCACCGUUCAAACAUUUGAACUCCAGCAUGCUGUUUCUGAAUAUUUAUUAUGUGUGAAACUUAACAUCUUUAGCAACUGGGGACACCCGAAGUAUACUUGUUUAUAUCGAUUCAGGGUCCACGGCACACCAGGCAAGCGCAUCUAG
This is a messenger RNA of Cercocebus atys (sooty mangabey), 1077 nucleotides long. It is a transcript of the gene SUN3, whose product is annotated as Sad1 and UNC84 domain containing 3. The coding region runs from base 1 to 1077 and encodes 358 amino acids. Gene Ontology annotation, cellular component: meiotic nuclear membrane microtubule tethering complex; nuclear envelope. Lineage: Eukaryota; Metazoa; Chordata; Mammalia; Primates; Cercopithecidae. Gene Ontology annotation, biological process: nuclear envelope organization. The record is from RefSeq and is a predicted model, not a curated record. The transcript has 10 exons. Gene Ontology annotation, molecular function: protein-membrane adaptor activity.